GUCAUAAUGAAUGAGCGGGAGCAGUCUGACGGUCUCAGGGAUCUGAGGGAUGAGAAUGAAACCCUUCACCAAGACAAUGAGGCCCUGAACAGAAACAACGGGGACCUCAAAAGUGAGAAUGAGGACCUCAAGAACACCAUUGAUGGGCUUCGCAGAAAAAUGGAGAGCUCUUGUAACAAGAAAAAAAGGACUCUCCAGUUAGAAAACAAGUUGCUUCAAGCCAAUAACGAAGCCCUCCUCAAAGAUGUUGACAUCCUGCACAGUCAAAAUGAGGUCCUGCGCAAAGACAUUGAGGGGAAGAAUGAAGAGAUGCAGAUUAUGUUAAAGGAUUUCGAAACUGAGAAGACAACCUUGUGUGAAAAAAGAGAAGAGCUGAAACAAUACAAGAGCCUGGAACAAGAGCUCCAAGGGGUCAAGAAAGCCUUGUGUGAUAGAGAAGAAGCCAUCACACAAAAGGAUGAGGAGCUGACACAACAGAACAAGGCCCUGGAACAAGAGGUCCAAGAGCUUAACAAAAAGUUGUAUAAUAGUAAUGAGCAUCUGAGGCUUGGUCGUGAUGUUCUGCAACAAGAAGUGCAGAAAUUUAAAAGUAUUGUGCAGGAACUCAAAAAUGUUGAACACAACUAUGUUGCAGUGAGCCAACAAUACACCUCUGCAAGACGCCAUAACAUGGCCCUGGAACAAGAACUUCAGGAGGUCAAGAAAAGGUUGCAUGAUGGAGAAGAAGCCAUUAGACAAAAAGAUGAGGCUCUUCAAGAACAAGUAGAGGAGCUCAAAAAUGUUCGCAAAGAAUUCCAAGGCUUUGAACACAACUAUGCUGUAACAAGCCAAGAAAACACAUCUAUAAGAGACCAUAACAAGGCCUUGGAGCAAGAACUUCACAAUGUGAAGAAAAGGUUGCAUGAUGGAGAAGAAGCCAUCAGACAAAAAGAUGAGGCUCUUCAAGCAAGGAAACAGGGGCUCAAAAAUGUUCAGCAAGAACUCCAAGGUUUCACAUGCACCCAUAAUGUAGUGAGCCACAAAAACACCUUUGUGAGAGAACAAAACAAGGCCCUGGAGCAAGAAGUGCAAGAGCUUAACAAAAAGAUGCGUGAUGGACAAGAGCAAAUGAAACUUGAUCGUGAGCUUUUGCAACAAGAAGUGCAGUCUUUGAACCAGCAAAUUAAUGCCCUGAUAAAGGAAAAUCACCACCUCCAUAGAGAAAACCAGUCUGAGCGGGCCUUUAAAAUCAGGACUGUCGCCGACAAGUUAACUGAGGAUUAUAUGGCCAAAUUCACUGGGAGCCAGAAGAGGUGGACUACAAGUUACCUUCCUUUCUGGUCUUCCUAACUGGUCCACGACCACCUUUGUGACAUGCAGACCUUGCUUCUUCAGACCAUGAAGCUCUGCUCUCUCUACUAUUGUACUUAUUCCCUAGCA
This is a messenger RNA of Seriola aureovittata, 1419 nucleotides long. Its product is annotated as myosin-11-like. The coding region runs from base 7 to 1329 and encodes 440 amino acids. Lineage: Eukaryota; Metazoa; Chordata; Actinopteri; Carangiformes; Carangidae. The transcript has a single exon. The record is from RefSeq and is a predicted model, not a curated record.